AUGGGAGGUUGUUCGUCAAAACCAGAUGCUGUGGAGAGCACUCAGAAGCAAACGAAGGCAAAAACUCCUGAGAGAGGGCUUCCGACUGCAGACGCCUCUCAAAGGAUUGUGAACAGAGAAGAACAAAUCAAACUGCAUGCAAAGAAUCGUAAAGCUGUGCAAGGUCGAUUUCUCGAUGUCGAUGCUGAUUUCCAGCCUCCAGAUUAUCCUAAGACCAAAGAAGAUAUCAAAUUCUUGGAUGAAGCUUUGGGAGAGAACUUCAUUUUUGCGGAACUGUCGUCCAAAGAACGGGCUAUGCUCAUCAAGGCCCUACAGAAACAAGAAUGUUCAGAAGGUGAAACCAUCAUCACACAAGGUGAUGUUGGCGACUUCUUCUACAUUGUCGAAGAAGGUAGUAUUACCUUCCUCGCUGAUGGCAAGGAUGUUGGUUCUUGUGGAAAAGGAGCAUCCUUUGGGGAGCUUGCGUUGCUGUAUGACUCGCCCCGGGCUGCUACCUGUGUUGCAGCAAGCUUUUGUAAGCUUUGGAAGGUAGACCAAAACACUUUCAGAAUGUUGCUCGCACGCACAAAUAUGGCCCAAGAGAAUACAGUUACUGAGACUUUGGCAAAGAUCGAUUUGUUCAAAGGCCUUGACAAGGGUGUCAUAUCCAAAUUUGCAUCUGUACUUUCCACAGUUACCUUUUCGGAAGGCGAAGCAAUUGUUCAGAAAGGAGAUCAAGGGGAUAUCUUUUACAUCAUCAACGAAGGACAAGUUCGUGUUCAUGACAUUGGCCUGGGGGAUGCCAGCUAUGCAGACCAAGUCCUGAAGCAAGGUGAUUGGUUUGGUGAGCGUGCGCUCAUGACGGGAGAGCCAAGAGCUGCCAAUGUUACUGCCAUGACAGAAACACAAGCCUUUGCGGUCGACCGAAAGACCUUUGAAACAACCAUUGGUCCCCUUGAGAGUGUUCUUGGAAUCGAAGCGAAGAAGAGAUUCAUCAAGAGUGUUCCAAUCUUUGCUGAAUCGAAACUGCUUCAGAUCGAGUACGAUCAUCUUGAGUCCUUGAUGGUGGAGAAGAAAUACGAAAAAGGCUCAAAACUUGCUGAGGCUGGAAAGCCUGGUCAUCAGUAUUUGUGGAUUGUGAAGGAAGGAAAACUGAUGGUGACUAAUUCGGAAGGAAAAAUCUUCUUUUUGGGAGGCGGGGACUAUUUUGGUGACAAGGCUGUGCGACAAAAAGAUGACAAGGCUGAUUUCGUGAGUGAAGAUACUUGUGUCUGCGAAGAGGACACUACAUGUUGGAUUUUGAAACGUCGGGACAUUGAGGAGGUAAUUGGUGACUUGAAGAGACUUGGAAAGCCAAUUCCUUUUGUUCCUGCGACCAGGGAUAACUCUGUAAACUUGGAAGAUAUCAAGAAACAUCGAAUGCUUGGAAUGGGUGCAUUUGGUAAGGUAUGGUUGUGUUCCACAAAAGAAGGCAAUAUUCCUUAUGCCCUUAAGACCAUUAACAAGAGGCAGCUGAUUGAGGCAAAUCAAGUCAAGGGUGUUAUUAGGGAAAAACAAAUCAUGAGCUGCAUCGACCAUCACUUCAUUCUUGGACUUGUAGGAGGCUUUCAAGAUGACAAGAACUUGUACUUGCUUCUUCCCUUGUUCCAAGGUGGCGAACUGUUCAACGUCAUUCACACCGACAAGCGAGACGGAGUUUCCAAUGAAGCGUCUUUGUUUUACGGAGCUUGUAUCCUAGAGGCGCUGGGAUAUCUGCAUGCCCGAAAUAUUGUCUACAGAGACAUGAAGCCGGAGAAUGCUCUUAUUGACGACAAAGGAUACUGUAUCAUGAUCGACCUUGGCUUCGCUAAGAUUGUUACUGAUAAAACCUAUACACUUUGCGGUACUCCAGAGUACUUGGCACCGGAAAUCAUCAUGUCGAAGGGACACAACAAGGCAGUUGAUUACUGGUCUUUCGGAGUUUUGGUUUACGAGAUGUUGGUUGGGCGUUCGCCUUUCUUCACAUAUGGUACAGACCAAGUGAGUCUGUUCAAACGUAUUGUGAUGGUGAAAUACUCUUGCCCAUCAUCUGUGAAUGAUGCAGCGAAGGACUUGAUAAAGAAGCUGUUGACUCGCCGACAGGCAUCUCGUCUUGGAAACUUGAGUCGUGGCUACCUUGACGUGAAGGAGCACGAGUGGUUCAAGUCUUUGGAUUUCGAGAAGCUGAACAAUCGAGAGUUGAAGUCUCCCUGGGUGCCUAAGGUUAAGAAUCCAUUGGAUUCAUCCUACUUUUCUGACUUCAGCAGAGAAGAGAAGGAAAAGGAUACUGGCAGACCGCUCAAUUCGAAGGAACAAAAGCUGUUCGAAGAUUUCUAA
Molecule: messenger RNA, 2334 nt
Organism: Cylindrotheca closterium
Lineage: Eukaryota; Bacillariophyta; Bacillariophyceae; Bacillariales; Bacillariaceae
Source: the annotation of a GenBank genome assembly